Molecule: messenger RNA, 918 nt
Organism: Sorghum bicolor (sorghum)
Lineage: Eukaryota; Viridiplantae; Streptophyta; Magnoliopsida; Poales; Poaceae
Exons: 3
Coding region: 175-918 (247 amino acids)
Source: RefSeq, a predicted model, not a curated record
GCUCAGGUUAUUUUCAGUUUUCAUGUUUGUCAUGUAUAUUUUUUUUGUUAUUUUAGCUGUGUAUGAAUUAGUUUUUCUUUUUUUUGAUAGUCUAAGAAAGAUAAAUCUUCUUCCCACUCCUCUGAUGGAUUUACUAGGCAGUCUGUGAGUAAGUUUGCUAGUGUUAUUGGUUUUAUGUCUGAAGAGAAGAAGGCUAUUGUUAGGCGAUAUGGAUUUGGAUCACUUCUGCUUUUUGACAAGUGUUUUUUUCCUAAGAAGUUUUCCAAGUGGUUGGCGUCUCAUGUUGAAGUGAAGUAUGGUGAUCUUAUUGUUAAUGGAAAAGUUAUAUCAUUGACAGCUGAUUCAGUUAAUCUUGUGCUUGGUAUUCCACUUGGUGGUACAUCUUUUCCUUCAAAUUACUCUGCUGGAAAAGCUACUGUUUUGUCUAAGAUUGGGAAGACAUCUUUGCCUCAAAUAUCUUUCUUUGUUGAUAAAUUGAGAGCUGAGAGUCUUAGUGAAGAAGAAGUGAUAGUUUGUUUCUUGGUUUUUGCUCUGCAUUGUUUCCUCUAUCCGAACUCUAACCUUGUUCCUAGCCCCCGAUAUCUUGGUGUAUUUGAAGAUAUUGAGCAUUUGAGGUCUUAUGACUGGUCUGGGUUUGUUUUACGCUGGAUGCUUCAUGGUGUCAAGAACUUCAACAAAGGGAAGAAAGAUGUUCACAAAUCUUCUGUAACUCUUGGUGGUUGUAUGUUUUAUCUUGCUGUUAUGUAUUUGGAUCAUGUUGAUUUCUCUCAUCGCCAAGUGAGUUAUUCGUUUCCUCGAAUCGGAGUUUGGAAGCAGAGCAUGAUCAAAGAUUAUUCUGAUCUUGAUCUAAAAUCUCCUUCUCAAUAUGGAAUGAGGUCGCUUAUUGAUUUUGACAAGACUUGCUAUCAAAAGGUCUAG